Physcomitrium patens is the source of this 2104-nucleotide messenger RNA. RefSeq names its product AP-4 complex subunit mu. Gene Ontology annotation, cellular component: clathrin adaptor complex. Gene Ontology annotation, biological process: intracellular protein transport; vesicle-mediated transport. Lineage: Eukaryota; Viridiplantae; Streptophyta; Bryopsida; Funariales; Funariaceae. The record is from RefSeq and is a predicted model, not a curated record.
AUUGUAGCGGUCUGUGCGUGCGUUCCCUCGGCGAUGGUGGGUUUUGGUGGGAGAUCUCGUCUUCCCUUUCUCUGUAUGUCACGCACUCACUCACUCACUCUGCGAAGCGAGAGAGAGAGCGAGAGAGGGAGCCCUGAGCAAUCGCUCUGUUAUUGAGCUUUUUCCAGGAUUGGAAUCCAGAGCCUACUUCUUCACCGCUGAGUUUGUCUGGGAAGGCCGGAGUCGCAGGAUCAGCCAACGAAGAUGAUCUCGCAGUUCUUCGUGCUAUCGUUGCGUGGCGACAACAUCGUCUUCCGUGAUUACAGAGGAGAUGUGUCCAAAAGCAGCGCUGAGAUCUUUUUCCGCAAAGUGAAGUUCUGGAAAGGUGAAGAAGGCGAGGAGGCUCCACCUGUGUUUAAUGUGGAUGGAGUAAAUUAUCUUCACGUGAAGCACUCGGGAUUGCUUUUUGUAGCAACUACCCGAGUAAACCCUUCACCUGCGUUGGUUUUGGAGCUCCUACAGAGAAUAGCUCGUGUGGCUAAAGAUUACCUUGGAGUCCUCAACGAGGAUUCUUUGCGCAAGAAUUUUGUCUUAGUUUACGAGCUACUGGAUGAAAUGAUUGAUUUUGGCUAUCCUCAAACGACAUCUACAGAAGGUCUCAAAUCAUUUGUGUUCAACGAACCUGUCGUAGUAGAUGCCGCUCGCAUACCUUCACUGGGCCCAGCUGCUAUGUUUAUUCCAGGGUCAAAACGUGUUCCUGGAACUGCAGUCACCAAGUCUGUGGUAGCCAGUGAUGCAUCGGGCAAUAAGCGGGAGGAAGUUUUUGUUGACAUCAUUGAAAAGAUUAGCGUUACGUUUAACGCAAGUGGAUAUGUCUUGACAUCCGAGAUAGAUGGAACUAUCCAAAUGAAGAGUUAUUUGACAGGAAAUCCGGAAAUCAAAGUUGGAUUGAGUGAUGAUCUUGCAGUUGGGGUGCGCAGCAACAACAAUAACACUUUUGCUCCUGAUUACAGCGUUGGAAGUGGAGUGGGUCUUGUGGUUUUGGAUGACUGCAAUUUCCAUGAAUCUGUGCGGCUUGAUGACUUUGAAACUGAGCGUGCUCUUACUUUGGUUCCACCAGAUGGAGAGUUUCCAAUAAUGAACUAUCGAAUGACGCAAGAGUUUAAGCCUCCAUUUAAGGUUUAUCCUGUGAUUGAAGAGAAGGGGCCAUUUAAGGCUGAGAUUCGUUUGACUGUUCGUGCUGACUUUGCAUCCAAUAUUACAGCGAAUAUGGUAGUUUUGAGGGUGCCUAUGCCAAAGACCACCACAAGGGUGAGCUUUGUACUGGAGGAAGGGGCUGUUGGUCAAACCACAGACUUUAAAGAAUCCACUAAAGUUAUGGAAUGGUGUUGUCGAAAGAUUGUUGGGGGUUCUGAUCACGUGUUGGUAGCCAAGCUUACUCUCUCACAAGAAAAGAAUCUUAAUAUUAAGAAGGAAGCUGGGCCAAUCAGCAUGACAUUCACAAUCCCCAUGUACAAUGCUUCCAAGCUGCAGGUUAAAUAUUUGCAGAUUGUUAAGAAGACAAAGUCUUAUAAUCCUCAUAGGUGGGUCCGAUAUGUUACGCUUGCAAACUCUUAUGUUAUCCGGACAUGAAAUGGCUGUCAACCAAUCUUUUGAGUGUUCAUACGACUAUGCUGAGGGGCACUGAGCUCUUUUAUGAUUAUCAGCGCCGUGUGCUAUUCAUACUAUGCAUGCAUCAUGCUGUUGUUUGGCACGUGUCUACUAGUGACAUAGUGUAGAUUGCAGCUUCGAUUUGUGGAACCUCGAGUUGCUUUGAUAGUGUACAUGCUAUUUAAUAAAGUGUUGCUUACAUAGUUGGUGAAAUUCUAGGAUUCCUUUCGAGUAGGUAUUUGAAUUGGUAUAGAACACGAAUUGCUAGUCACUUAGUAAAGCAGAUUGCCUCCUUCAGUACAUUGAAGAUGCGUCAAUUGCUGGGACUGCGCUAACCCACUUAUUGGAGUGUUCUUGUUCCUUCAUCCUUGUUCUAUUGUGCAUGCUUGUGGAUGCAUAGAGCAUGCAAACGAGGUCUGGUAUCUAGUUUAUUCAAAUAAGUUGUUCUCACACAAGAACUUCCACUUGUUUUGAC